AUGGGUCCACUGUGUAGUGGUAUUCAGUACGCCUGCCCUCCUCUCUCUACCGAGCUACGCCCUACCCUACUCCCUCUUCUAUCGUCGGUCACGACCCGCCAUCACCGUCGAUCCUCUCCCUCGUCCACCGUGACGCUCUUCACCCUUCUAAGACGUCACGCCUCCCUCUAGGUGGUGUGGCUGUCCGGGGACCAUGGCUGCCUAGACGUUAGCCUCGUCUCCGCUACCGUCUCCACUCGGCCACUCCCGGCUGGUCCCCUUACAGUUGUCCUUGUAGCGAUUGACGAAGAGAUCGUACCAGCCUUUACGCACGAACAAGCGACUGUUUGCCGCAUUGAGAUUGUCGAUCGCACACCCCUUGCUCUUCGAGUUGCGGAGAUGCAAUGCGAGACCAUCUUCGUCGUCCCAGUCGUAGU
Schizophyllum commune H4-8 is the source of this 416-nucleotide messenger RNA. RefSeq lists its product as uncharacterized. NCBI's taxonomy places the organism in Eukaryota, Fungi, Basidiomycota, Agaricomycetes, Agaricales, Schizophyllaceae. The record is from RefSeq and is a predicted model, not a curated record. The coding region runs from base 1 to 171 and encodes 56 amino acids. The transcript has 2 exons.